Molecule: messenger RNA, 456 nt
Organism: Symbiodinium necroappetens
Lineage: Eukaryota; Dinophyceae; Suessiales; Symbiodiniaceae
Source: the annotation of a GenBank genome assembly
AUGGUGUUCUUCACCGUCUUCGCGACCAUCGAUUCCAUGACGCUUCUGUUCGCGAUGACUGGCCUUCUGGGAUCCAGCGCGUACUCCUUGAAAGCCAUCGCAGACUUAGAAUACGAUCUUAUCAACUCUGUGGACUUCUUCAAAGUCUACAACCAAGCGCACAGAAUCGAGCUGGCAUUCAUCGCGUUAAAUGCGUUCUCAGUCCUGCCAUUCGUGGCAAACUGGUGGCUGUCGCCUAUUCAGCUCUUAUGGGCAGUGGUCAAAGUCUUACGAGGCGUAUCCGGGGGCAACCAGAUAGACGAGAAAGAUGUCUUCAAGCCAGAGGUCUAUGGCCGCCAGCGGCGGUGGCAGAUGGCGGGCUUCUUCAUUUACUUGGUUUCCAUUUUCAUCUAUUUUGCCCGUGCGAUGUGUGCGGUAAUGGACAUUCAUGUUCACGGCAUUUCGCCGUACGAUUGA